This is a messenger RNA of Drosophila simulans, 1240 nucleotides long. Its product is annotated as metallophosphoesterase domain-containing protein 1. Bases 162 to 1064 code for a protein of 300 amino acids. The record is from RefSeq and is a predicted model, not a curated record. Gene Ontology annotation, molecular function: hydrolase activity. Lineage: Eukaryota; Metazoa; Arthropoda; Insecta; Diptera; Drosophilidae. The transcript has 2 exons.
ACAUAAAUAAACGCGCGCUAAUCAGGGCUCGACCAUGUCGCCGGCGAUUGCAACGUGUGGUUAAAGGCCUAACACAAUGGCAAAACAAUCAGAAGUCGACGAGGCGCAAAGAAGCUAAAAAGGAAGAAUCACUAGGAAAGUUCAUAAAUAAUAAUAUCAAAAUGGAAGUGCCAGUGCAUCCGCUGAGCCAGGACCCCACGGCCGCUUGGAGGGAGAUCAGCAAAACGCAGCGCGUGAUCAAGGUGACGAUGAAGCCACCGACCACCACGGUGGCGCCCAACAAGGCUCGAGUGGUUUGCAUGUCCGACACGCACUCCUUGACGCCCUACAUCAAGUUCGAUAUACCAGAUGGCGAUAUAUUCAUUCAUGCCGGCGAUUUCACCAAAUGCGGCCAACUGGAGGAGGUGGAGGAGUUCAACACCUGGAUUGGAGCACUGCCCCAUCGCCACAAGAUCGUGAUUGCUGGCAAUCAUGAGCUCAGCUUCGACAGAACCUUUACCCAUCCUUUCCAGAAGAGCAAAAGUCAUGCUUCGAGCAGCAAACACACGGGCAUGUCCAUCCUCGAUGAUCUGCCCACUCUGGGCAAUGCCAAGGAGAACUUGGAGAGCGCCGUGCAAACGCAGAAUGUCCGUGAUGUUCUGACCAACUGUCGGUAUUUGGAGGAUGAACUACUCGAGAUUUGGGGCAUUCAAAUUUAUGGAUCGCCAUGGCAACCCGAAUUUUGCCGCUGGGCCUUUAAUGUUCCACGUGGAACUGCCUGUUUGGAUAAGUGGAAUCAAAUACCGGAAGGCAUCGAUAUUCUGGUCACCCAUACGCCGCCCGUGGGUCACGGCGAUCUCUGCUGUUCCGGCGUACGAGCCGGUUGUGUGGAGCUUCUCAGCACAGUGCAGCAACGAGUGCGCCCAAAAUACCACGUCUUUGGACAUGUACACGAAGGCUACGGCAUCACAAGCGAUGGCAGGAUCAUCUUUGUGAAUGCCUCAACGUGUGACAUCAACUACCUACCCAACAAUGCCCCCAUCGUUUUCGAUGUGACGCUGCCCCCCGGAUUUCGCAAGGAUUAGCAUGCCUAGAUGAUUAUUUAUUGUGUCAGGUUCAAUGAAUUUAUUUUCGUCCCACUUUAUGUUUAAGUUAAGAUAUUUCGUCUGUAAAGAUUUUGAAGCACAAUUGUAGGUGUCUAGAGAGGUAGAAUUCAAUUCGCACGAAAUAAAUCCUCUUUACAGAAAGAUGCCAUAAAAUA